Copidosoma floridanum is the source of this 387-nucleotide messenger RNA. RefSeq names its product chitin-binding protein vajk4 (gene Vajk4). The record is from RefSeq and is a predicted model, not a curated record. NCBI's taxonomy places the organism in Eukaryota, Metazoa, Arthropoda, Insecta, Hymenoptera, Encyrtidae.
AUGGUCUCAACUCUCAGUGUUGAGAGUGAAAAGCCUUACACCGUCGAAAAGCAUGUGCCGUAUGAAGUCAAGGUACCUGUUGAAAAGAAGUACACCGUUGAAGUACCAAAACCAUACCCCGUUGAAAUCAAGGUACCAGUCCCGAAGCCAUACACGGUUUACGAGCAUAAGGAAGUUAUCGUCGAGAAAAAGGUCCCCGUCGAAGUGAAGCAUUACGUUGACAGGCCGUACUACGUAGAAAAGGAAGUUCCCGUUCCAGUGGAAAAGGAGGUUCCCUACGCGGUGCCGUACCCAGUCCACGUGCCCAUCAAGCACGAGCACCACCACGAGCACCACGCGGAGGGCGGCUUCGAGCCCAGCUACGGCCACUACGAGCACCACCACUAG